Messenger RNA from Marmota monax (woodchuck), 2931 nucleotides. RefSeq names its product MORN repeat containing 3 (gene Morn3). Lineage: Eukaryota; Metazoa; Chordata; Mammalia; Rodentia; Sciuridae. The coding region runs from base 202 to 927 and encodes 241 amino acids. The record is from RefSeq and is a predicted model, not a curated record. The transcript is spliced from 7 exons.
ACAGGGAUGAGCUUUGACAAGUACAUGUGGAGAUUCCAAUUUUAAACAGGGUGCUUGUUCCAGGAACUUCUCGGUGAGGGGGUGACGUUUGAAUACAACCCUGAAGGAGAGGAAGGAGCGAUCCAUGCGGCUCUCUAGAGGAAGAGAUGUCCUGGCAGUGGGCAAAGAAGAGCACCUUCUGGCCCCACAGAAGCAACCAACAUGCCAGUCUUCAAAUGCCCCCCAAAGUCGGAGCCCCUAUGGAAGGGGUGGGACCAGAAGGCCCAGAAGAACGGACUGAGACACCAAGUGUAUGCUGUGAAUGGUGAUCACUACGUGGGCGAGUGGAAGGACAACACAAAACAUGGGAAGGGAACACAGGUCUGGAAGAAGAAUGGAGCCAUCUAUGAAGGGGACUGGAAGUUUGGGAAGCGAGAUGGCUAUGGCACCCUCAGCCUUCCUGAAAAAGGAAGUAGAAAGUACCAGAGAGUCUACUCCGGCUGGUGGAAAGAGGAUAAGAAAUCUGGCUAUGGGGUCCAGUUUUUCGGACCCAAGGAGUUUUACGAGGGCGAGUGGUGUAGCAACCAGCGCUGCGGGUGGGGCCGAAUGUACUACAGCAACGGAGACAUCUAUGAGGGCCAGUGGUGGAAGGACAAGCCGGACGGGGAGGGCAUGCUGCGCCUGAAGAAUGGGAACCGCUAUGAGGGUUUCUGGGAGAGAGGCAUGAAGAAUGGACAAGGGCGUUUCUUCUACCUGGACCAUGGUCAGCUGUUUGAAGGUUUCUGGGUGGACGAUGUGGCCAAGUGUGGCACCAUGAUCGACUUUGGCCGUGAUGAAGUCCCUGAGCCAACUCGGUUCCCUAUUCCUGAGGUCAAACUUCUAGACCCUGAUGGUGUGCUGAAGGAAGCCUUGGCCAUGUUCCAGAAGACAGAAAAAGAAGGAGAUUGAUGCCAGAGAGAGUGUCAAGGCUCAGGAGAAACUCAAGCCAUGUCACCCAACUGCUCAGACUGGUGCGGCUCCUGCUGGAGGAGCAAGCAGCGACUCUGGGCAUGCCCUUGGCACCCUCAGAGGGCACUCCUCCCAGCAUUAGGUCAUUCUUUGCUGAUGGGGGGACCAGCUGACUUUUGGGACUUUCAUUCAGUCUUUCAUCCUAUGACCUCAUCUUUGAGUGCAUGAGAAUAAAGAACCUGGUGGCCUUAGCCCAGGGUCUGUGGUAUGAGGAAGGGGUGGGAAAGCUCAGAAAGAUGUCAGACGGAGGAGGGCAAGACUGCCUCAUCGUUGCAUGAAUUUCUGGGUGGAGAAAAUCACAGGAUUCCUGGUCUCUGACCUCUCAGACAGUCCAGAGAGGAGGAUGAACCUGCAUUCUACCACACUGGCCACCAAGAUUUGGUAUUAAAGCCUGACCCACCUUCUCAAUGUCACACAGAAGCUCUCAAUCUUGGAAUCCACGGAAACGUUAAAAGCUAUGGACAGCCUGGUGCAGUGGCACACACCUAUAAUACAGCAACUUGGGAGGCUGAGGCAGGAGGAUCUCAAGUUUGAGGCCAGCCUCAGCAACUUAACAAGACCCUCAAAAAAAAAAAAAAAAAAAAAGGACUGGGAGUGUAGCUCAGUGGUGAAGCACCCUGGGUUCCCUUCCCAGUACCUAAAUAAAUUAUCUAAUAAAUAAAAGCUGUGGAUGCCCAGGUCCCAUUGCCAGGGAGUCCCAUCUAGGAUGAGGCCUAGGCAUUCAAAGAGUUCCCCAAGGUUUUCUGAUGUGGAGCUGAAGACAAGAACCCCUGAUCUUCUGGCCAUGGAUCCCUAAGCUAGUGGCCUUAGUUUUGCUCUAUCUGUAAAAUCAAAUUUAGAAACUUCACAGGAGUGUUUGGAGGCCUUGAUGCAAUAGCAUGUAUUGAGGUUAACUGUGGACCAUGUGCCCGGGAAGAGUUCUGCAGAAUUCUAAGGUAGGCAGCAUUCCUGAGCGAUAAAAGGGACUCUUGCUUAAUGCACCCUAGAGCUAGCCUGCCUGGGCGUGAAUUGUGUCUUCUUGGGAGUGUCACCCAAACUCUGUUUUCUGGGCUUCCUCACCUGUAACCUGGGUCAGAACAAGACUUAGCUGCCAGGGUUACUGUGGUUCGUUACUACAAGGAUGGAACCAAGCAGUGGUUUUAAGAUCAGGUGAGAUUUUUUUUAUCCCCAGCACCUCAGACAUUUGAUAAUGUCUGGAGACAUUUCGAGCUGUCAUGAUUAGUGAAGCAUGCUACUGGGGUCUGGCGGGUAGAGACUAGGGAUGCUGCUCAGUACGCUACAAUGUAAGAAUGCUACCGGAGAGCUGUUCAUCCCAGGUCAACAGUGUCGAGGUGGAGAAGCACUGAAAUCCAGUGAUGCUUGUAAAGCCCUCAGGAUGUGCUAGGUAUAUAGUAAAAAGCUCAGUAAAGAUGCUCCCUGCCCCCUGCAUCCUAAGUGGCUUGACCCAGGGUGUGGUUCUGUCUGUAAUGGACAUCAGAAUCAAGGCUGGCCAUCACAGGAUAUAGAAUCAACUACCAGAUACAGAGUGUUUAUCCUAUGCCCAGGCCUGUGUCAACAACUUCCUAUGCCUACUCUCCAAGUGACUUUACCCAGACUUGUGAGUUGUCCUGCUAUUAUUAAUUCCAUUUUAGAGGAGGAAACUGAGGGAGGUUCAUAUGUCAUCAAGCUAGUACUGUGCCUAAACUUUAAUCUAUCUGCUUUCAAGGCAUGGGAGAGUAUGUAUAGAAGGUUACCAUUUUGUUUUAGAAAAAGCUGGAGGAGGGAAGGUGUGUUUAUGUAUAAAAUAGUGCUAGGCAGGAGCCAAAACUGGCAAUAAUGGUCAUCUCUGGGGAGAACAGAGGAUCUGGGAACAGGGGUGAGAGCAACUUUUCACUGUUAUAUUUGGAACCCUGUGAAUGUAUUAUCUGCUGUAUUCAAAAUAUAAAUAAAAUUGUAACUAAAGGA